ACCGAUGCUGUGCCAGUCGAGCAGAGUGAUGGCGCUGAGGUGGGAUGCCACGCUGGUGUUGGCCGCCAUGCUGCUGGUUUGCUGUGGCGCCGCUCCCACUGACAUUCUCUACCGGAUGCUCGAGGAGCAGCCGCCCAACACGUUGAUCGGCAGCCUGGCAUCGGAUGAGGGCCUGCCCGACUCGGGCCACCUGUACAAGCUGGAGGUGGGCACCCCUUACCUGCGCGUGGACGGCAAGACUGGAGACAUCUACACCACAGAGGUCCCCAUCGACCGUGAGACACUGCGGGACUGCCGUAACCUGUUUGAGGGCGACAAGUGCUUCCUGGAGUUCGAGGUGUCCAUCACAGACCUGAAGCAGGGCCAGGGACCGCGGCUAAUCGAGGGCCGCAUCGAGGUGCAGGACGUCAACGACAACACACCCCAGUUCACCUCACCCAUCCUCAUGCUGUCCAUCCCAGAGAACACGCACAUCGGGGCACUCUUCUCCAUCCCCAUGGCCAGCGACAAGGACUCGGGCCACAACGGCGUGGCCGAGUACUCGCUUAGUGCCGGGAUCGACGCCGACCAGCUCUUCAGCCUGCAGGUGGCCGAGGACACAGACGAGAAGCAGCCGCAGCUCAUCGUUAUGGGCAACCUGGACCGCGAGCAGAAAGACUCGUAUGAUCUCAACAUCCGUGUGGUGGACGGGGGCACACCGCCGCGUGCCAGCAGCGCCCUGCUGAGGGUGACCGUCACCGACCAGAACGACAAUGCACCCAAGUUCGAGAGGAGCCACUAUGAGGCUGAGCUGGCCGAGAACAGCCCUAUGGGACAUUCAGUCCUGCAGGUACUAGACACACAGGGAUACCUACAGUACAUACACAGAGAUAGCUACAGUACAUACACAGAGAUACCUACAGUACAUACACAGAGAUACCUACAGUACAUACACAGAGAUAGCUACAGUACAUACACAGAGAUACCUACAGUACAUACACAGAGAUGCCUACAGUACAUACACAGAGAUACCUACAGUACAUACACAGAGAUACCUACAGUACAUACACAGAGAUACAUACAGUACAUACACAGAGAUACCUACAGUACAUACACAGAUAUACCUACAGUACAUACACAGAGAUACCUACAGUACAUACACAGAUAUACCUACAGUACAUACACAGAGAUACCUACAGUACAUACACAGAUAUACCUACAGUACAUACACAGAUAUACCUACAGUACAUACACAGAUAUACCUACAGUACAUACACAGAGAUACCUACAGUACAUACACAGAGAUACCUACAUUACAUACACAGAGACUACAGUGGGGAGAACAAGUAUUUGAUACACUGCCGAUUUUGCAGUUUUUCCUACUUACAAAGCAUGUAGAGGUCUGUCAUUUUUAUCAUAGGUACACUUCAACUGUGAGAGACGGAAUCUAAAACAAAAAUCCAGAAAAUCACAUUGUAUGAUUUUUAAGUAAUUAAUUUGCAUUUUAUUGCAUGACAUAAGUAUUUGAUACAUCAGAAAAGCAGAACUUAAUAUUUGGUACAGAAACCUUUGUUUGCAAUUACAGAGAUCAUACGUUUCCUGUAGGACUUGACCAGGUUUGCACACACUGCAGCAGGAAUUUUGGCCCACUCCUCCAUACAGACCUUCUCAAGAUCCUUCAGGUUUCGGGGCUGUCGCUGGGCAAUACGGACUUUCAGCUCCCUCCAAAGAUUUUCUAUUGGGUUCAGGUCUGGAGACUGGCUAGGCCACUCCAGGACCUUGAGAUGCUUCUUACGGAGCCACUCCUUAGGUGCCCUGGCUGUGUGUUUCGGGUCGUUGUCAUGCUGGAAGACCCAGCCACGACCCAUCUUCAAUGCUCUUACUGAGGGAAGGAGGUUGUUGGCCAAGAUCUCGUGAUACAUGGCCCCAUCCAUCCUCCCCUCAAUACGGUGCAGUCGUCCUGUCCCCUUUGCAGAAAAGCAUCCCCAAAGAAUGAUGUUUCCACCUCCAUGCUUCACGGUUGGGAUGGUGUUCUUGGGGUUGUACUCAUCCUUCUUCUUCCUCCAAACACGGCGAGUGGAGUUUAGACCAAAAAGCUCUAUUUAUGUCUCAUCAGACCACAUGACCUUCUCCCAUUCCUCCUCUGGAUCAUCCAGAUGGUCAUUGGCAAACAGCAGACGGGCCUGGACAUGCGCUGGCUUGAGCAGGGGGACCUUGCGUGCGCUGCAGGAUUUUAAAUCCUUGACGGCGUAGUGUGCUACUAAUGGUUUUCUUUGAGACUGUGGUCCCAUCUCUCUUCAGGUCAUUGACCAGGUCCUGCCGUGUAGUUCUGGGCUGAUCCCUCACCUUCCUCAUGAUCACUGAUGCCCCACGAGGUGAGAUCUUGCAUGGAGCCCCAGACCGAGGGUGAUUGACCGUCAUCUUGAACUUCUUCCAUUUUCUAAUAAUUGCGCCAACAGUUGUUGCCUUCUCACCAAGCUGCUUGCCUAUUGUCCUGUAGCCCAUCCCAGCCUUGUGCAGGUCUACAAUUUUAUCCCUGAUGUCCUUACACAGCUCUCUGGUCUUGGCCAUUGUGGAGAGGUUGGAGUCUGUUUGAUUGAGUGUGUGGACAGGUGUCUUUUAUACAGGUAACGAGUUCAAGCAGGUGAAGUUAAUACAGUUAAUGAGUAGAGAACAGGAGGGCUUCUUAAAGAAAAAUUAACAGGUCUGUGAGAGCCGGAAUUCUUACUGGUUGGUAGGUGAUCAAAUACUUAUGUCAUGCAAUAAAAUGCAAUUUAAUUACUUAAAAAUCAUACAAUGUGAUUUUCUGGAUUUUUGUUUUAGAUUCCGUCUCUCACAGUUGAAGUGUACCUAUGAUAAAAAUUACAGACCUCUACAUGCUUUGUAUGUAGGAAAACCUGCAAAAUCGCAGUGUAUCAAAUACUUGUUCUCCCUACUGUAUAUACUGUACAUUUCUUUAAAUAUAUAUCUUUUUUCAUUUUAGUAAUUUAGUAGACACUUUUAUCCAGAGUGACUUACAGUUAGAUAGACAUAGAGUGCCUUGCAAAAGUAUUCAUCCCCCUUGGCAUUUUUCCUAUUUUGUUGCAUUACAACCUGUAAUUUAAAUGGAUUUUUAUUUGGAUUUAAUGUAAUGGACAUACACAAAAUAGUCCAAAUUGGUGAAGUGAAAUGAAAAACAUAACUUGUUUCAAAACAUUCUACAAAAUAAAUAACAGAAAAGUGGUGGGUGCAUAUGUAUUCUCCCACUUUGCUAUGAAGACCCUAAAUAAGAUCUGGUGCAACCAAUUACCUUCAGAAGUCACAUAAUUAAUUAAAUAAAGUCCACCUGUGUGCAAUCUAAGUGUCACAUGAUCUGUCACAUGAUCUCAGUAUAUAUACACCUGUUCUGAAAGGCCCCAGAGUCUGCAACACCACUAAGCAAGGGGCACCACCAAGCAAGCGGCACCAUGAAGACCAAGGAGCUCUCCAAACAGGUCAGGGACAAAGUUGUGGAGAAGUACAGAUCAGGGUUGGGUUAUAAAAAAAUAUCAGACACUUUGAACAUCCCACGGAGCACCAUUAAAUCCAUGAUUAAAAAAUGGAAAGAAUAUGGCACCACAACAAACCUGCCAAGAGAGGGCCGCCCACCAAAACUCACAGACCAGGCAAGGAGGGCAUUAAUCAGAGAGGCAACAGAGAGACCAAAGAUAACCUUGAAAGAACUGCAAAGCUCCACAGCGGAGAUUGGAGUAUCUGUCCAUAGGGAAACCUGUUUCAGUCUUCGAGAGAUUUGAGACUGGGGCGGAGGUUCACCUUCCAGCAGAACAAUGACCCUAAGCAUACUGCUAAAGCAACACUCGAGUGGUUUAAGGGGAAACAUUUAAAUGUCUUGGAAUGGCCUAGUCAAAGCCCAGACCUCAAUCCAAUUGAGAAUCUGUGGUAUGACUUAAAGAUUGCUGUACACUAGCGGAACCAAUCCAACUUGAAGUAGCUGGAGCAGUUUUGCCUUGAAGAACGGGCAAAAAUCCCAGUGGCUAGAUGUGCCAAGCUUAUAGAGACAUACCCCAAGAGACUUGCAGCUGUAAUUGCUGCAAAAGGUGGCUCUACAAACUAUUGACUUUGGGGGGUUGAAUAGUUAUGCACGCUCAAGUUUUCAGUUUUUUUGUCUUAUUUCUUGUUAGUUUCACAAUAAAAAAUAUUUAGCAUCUUCAAAGUGGUAGUCAUGUUGUGUAAAUCAAAUGAUACAAACCCCCCCCAAAUCAAUUUUAAUUCCAGGUUGUAAGGGAACAAAAUAGGAAAAAUGCCAAGGGGGGUGAAUACUUUCGCAAGCCACUCAUUGACUCAGUCACAAAGUUUAUAUCUCUCUACCUCUCACACAUGAAUAUAACUGCCAUGUCAUGCUCUGGGGCCAUUUGUUUCAGUCAAAAGCGCAAUGAAGUAGAUUCACUUAGAGUAACUUAUUUGAAAGAAAAUAGCCUUUAAACUCAGACUUUUUGGUUCAGCUAUUCGACUCCCCACACCAUAUUUAUACUUCACAAAUUAUAUCUGGUGGAGAGACUGUGAGAGGAACUGGUGAACUAGCUAACACUAACAUCCCAAGAGCCCUCAAACUCCACUUGACAAGCACCCUCAUUACAUUAGGCCCCCUAUUUCCCAUGGGGCCUGGGCACCGAUACAAAACAACAGGGUUAAGGUUGAGGAAACGAUUGAACCAAAUUAUAUUCUCCUCAGCGAAUUGAUUUUUCUUCCUCUUCCGUCUGUCGCUUUAACCACCGGUUUUACAAAACACUAGUGAAUUAUUGACAGAUUCUGAGAAUGGCAUAUUGGAUUGCAGUGCAACACAGCCGAUAAGGCGAGCACUACAGUUGUCCGGGUUCCAGGAGCAAUUUGAGACGAAGUGUCCAGGCAUAAAAUGUGUAUAAAUACUGUUAAUCUCUCAGUCAACAAUUAGUCCAUGCAUUCAAGAUGUUUUCAAAGAGCGUGUCAAGUGUGUUUUCUCCCUUCAUGAUCCUGCUAAGGGAGCAGUAGCAAAUGAACGGCAAGGGCGGAAAAAUGGUCUAAUUUGAUGACUUAAACGGGUCAGACGUGUCAAUCAAGCAUUUCUGCUUCCUCAAAGGAAUGCUCUCCAAAUGCCUGUUAAGUGAAAUGCAUUCUGAGGUUUCUGUGGAAGAUAAAAUGGAAUGAGUCACAUAGAGCAUUAUACCAAUAAACCCCAUGGAUAAUCUGAUGUCUGAGUCACAUUAAGUCACGCAUGGCUCAGUAAUGGGAGGGCUGGGUCAUUCUAUUUGACUAUCCUGUGGGGUAAGUCAUACAGUGCUUUACCACGUGUGUUUAAGGAUGAGUAAUGUUAGAAAGAUGACAAGUGGAUCUUGCUGUGUCAGGUGGUAAGGUGCCAUAGUGACACUGUAAGGUUGGGUCCGACAGUUAAAGAGAUUCGUUGGUUUACUUCGAUUCUAAAUGAUACCUCGCUUAUUUGCCCAGUCCAUUUACACCAGAUCAACUCACAGACACCUCUAUUUAAACUGUGUAAUCAUGGGCCUAUAAUGGGAUAAAAUAUAUUAGGAUCCUUAUUACCAAACUCACUGAGUUGACAUUCCCCCAUGUGUAGAUUACGGAGAUGGCUUGUUUCCUAAUGUGUUAACGUUUCUAAUGCAAGGCUGUUCUCAGUUUCUUAUGGGAAGUUUCUUGUUUUGGCAAGGAUUACAGAGGCAGGGCCAAGUCAAUCCGUUGCCACCAAUCCCUGUCACUCUAUCUCCUCCUAAUGGCCCCUGUAGGAACAAGGGCCUUUUGAUAAUAGGAGGAACAUUAACAUGCUCAGUCAUUUCCCCAUUAGCUGCCAAUGACCCAUGUGACAAUCACUAGAUGUUUAUGUGGGGCUGCGCAUGCUUAGUUUUGAUAGUCCAUUAUGCAUGACACAGAGCAUGAACUUGAGCUAUGGGGAGAAUCAAGGCUUUGAUACAAUCUAGCAGGGAAUUUACAAUUGUUUCUGGGUUUUGAAAAUGGUAGGUUGCAGAAGCUAAAGGCUAAUAUUGUAUGUUUUUUCUGUGUGUGUGCGUGUGUCCAGGUGAAAGCCAACGAUGCUGACAUGGGUACCAACGGGGAGAUCGACUACAGCCUGCACCAGGCCUCCGAUGCCGUCCAGAGGUUGCUGCGCAUCGACCGCUCCACAGGGAUCAUCUACGUCAAGGGGCUGGUGGACCGCGAGGAGGAGAGCUUCCUCAAGUUCUUUGUGGUGGCCAAGGACCGCAGCCCCAACUCCAAGAGCUCCAAAGUCCUGGUGACCAUCAACGUCAAGGACCAGAAUGACAACGCACCCGCCAUCGAGAUCCGUGGCAUUGGCCUGGUCACCCACCACGAUGGUGUGGCCAACAUCUCAGAGGACAUGCCCAUCGGCACGCCCGUGGCCCUGGUGCAGGUGUCGGACCGUGAUGAAGGGGAGAACGCCGUGGUCACCUGCGUGGUGGCCGGGGACGUACCCUUCCAGCUGCGGCCCGCCAGCGAGUCAGCCAACGACCGCAAGAGGAAAUACUUCCUGCAGACCACGACCCUGCUAGACUACGAGCGCAUCAAGGACUACAGGAUUGAAAUAGUAGCAGUGGACUCAGGUAACCCUGCACUGUCCAGCACCAACUCCCUGAAGGUGCAAGUCACCGACAUGAAUGACAAUGCGCCGGUCUUUUCCCCCACCCUGUUCGAGGUGGACUUUGCAGAGGAGAACCAGCCAGGUGAUAAGGUGCUGGAUGUGGUGGCCACAGACGCGGACAGUGGCUCCAACGCAGAACUGACCUACAGCAUCAUCAUGGACUCGACCACUAAGGGGCUCUUUGAGAUCGACCCCAAAACGGGAGAGGUGCGCGUGAUGAACACGCUGGACCGUGAGCACAGAGAGCACUACGAGUUCCAUGUGGCGGCAGCCGAUAAGGGCUCGCCUAGCCUGAGGGGGACGGCCACGGUGGUGGUCAAGGUGCUGGACCGUAACGACAACGACCCCAAGUUCAUGUUGAGCGGCUACAGCUUCUCCGUCUUGGAGAACAUGCCUCCGCUCAGCCCUGUCGGCAUGGUGACGGUCAUCGACGCAGAUAAGGGCGAGAACGCCAGGGUGCGGCUCUCGGUGGAGCCCGACAAUGGCAAGUUUGUCAUCCAGAACGGCACAGGCACUAUCCUCUCCAGCAUCUCCUUUGAUCGCGAGAAGGAGAGCACAUACACUUUCCGCCUCAAGGCUGUGGACGCCGGUGACCCUCCCAGGUCCUCCUACGUGGGUGUGACCAUCAACGUCUUGGACGAGAACGAUAACUCCCCCUAUGUCACCAAGCCCUCUAACUCCUCCUACAAGUACCUCCCACCUCUCACGACCCCCGAGACACGCGUGGAAGUGGUGGAGGCCGAAGACAUUGACACGGGACCCAACGCCGAGCUGGUCUUCAGCAUCACCGGCGGGAACCCCUACGGACUGUUCCACAUCUCACCCAACAAUGGGGAGAUCACCCUGGCCCAGGAGUUCACCCGCAAGCACAACGGGCUCCACCGUUUGGUGGUGAAGGUGAGCGACAAAGGCAAGCCACAACGUCACACCACCGCCCUGGUCCACAUCUUCGUCAACGAGACCAUGGGCAACAUCACCCUGAUCGAGUCUCUGGUGGGUCACAGCCUCUACACUCCUCUGGACAGAGACAUUGCCGGGGACCCCAACUACGCGCUGGCCCAGCGCAGCAACAUCCUGUACGGCAGCCUAGCGGGCAUCGCCGGAGUCAUCCUGGUCAUUGUGGUGGUGGUGGUGAUCCGCCAUCGCAUGCAGAAGGACACCAAGAGCGGCUACCAGGCAGGCAAGAAGGAGAGCAAGGACCUGUACGCCCCUAAAGCAGGGCCGAAGAACGGCAAGGGCAAAAAGAGCAAGAAGGGCAAGGCGCCCAAGCCCGCCAAGCCACUGGAGGAGGAAGAAGAGGCAAGCCUCCAGAAGGGCCUCAACUUCAACCUCAUAAACGAUAGUGUCAAUGACAGUCCCCGGAUCCACCUGCCCCUCAACUACCCCCCGGGCAGCCCCGACCUGGGCAGACACUACCGCUCCAACUCCCCCCUGCCCUCCAUCCAGCUGCAGCCCCAGUCGCCCUCUGCCUCCAAGAAGCACCAAGCCGUUCAGGACCUGCCCGCCACCAACACCUUUGUGGGCACGGGUGACAACAACUCUACAGGCUCCGAUCAAUAUUCGGAUUACAGCUACAAGGCAAACCCGCCAAAAUACAGCAACAAACAGGUAGGCGACUACUUCGUAAACACAGCAGGGUACAACAGGAACAUUAUGUGGAGCGACGAGGUUUGGUAGACAUGGGACUGAAUCACAGAGAUCUGCUACCAAAGCUGCA
Molecule: messenger RNA, 8318 nt
Organism: Coregonus sp. 'balchen'
Lineage: Eukaryota; Metazoa; Chordata; Actinopteri; Salmoniformes; Salmonidae
Source: the annotation of a GenBank genome assembly